GGCGGCACCACGGGGGCCCCGGGGCGCGCUCUGCCCGGCCACCGACUCCCGUGUUCCGCACCUGAGCGAAGCAGGUGGCUGCAGCUAACUUAGCAUCGAAGCCGCUCGGUCAGUCGUGGACCGCACAUGGCGGGUGGAGGAGGACAGACGCCGAGUGACGGCGGCCGAGUGACAGUUCUUCCGUUGCCGCGCUCGUCUCUCCUCUCGACAGGAGCCGACGAAGCCUUGUGGUUUCUGGCCAGAGCCCGAGUGGCCGUGGCCGUGGCCGUGAUAAAGAGCAGGCCCGCGGGCAUGAGCGGCCGCGAGCACGCCGAGGCUCUGGGCCGCCAGCUGAGGAGCGAGGACGAGAGCUGGAGGGGAAAGGCCGAGGGGCUCCAGCGGGAGGUGCUGAGGCUGCGGCAGGAGCUGCUGAUCGCCAGGGCGACAUCGGUCACCCAGGGCGCCACGGAGACGGCGGGUCCCGACCGAGCAGUGGACGACGCUUCUCAGGAUCUGUUCGACACUUCGGACGCUGCACCCGACUGUGACUCAGACACUCCUGAGCUCUUCCUGCCCGACCACCAGCCCGCCAUCUCCCUCCCUGAACCAGACCCCCAGGCCGCCAUCUCCCUCCCUCGGCCGCCGACUCCCUCCUGUCACUACGGACGUUUUCCUCAGGAAGAAGCGCUGCAUUCCCACGUGCACUUCCUCCAGACGCUGUGUGCCCUGCACCGGGUCGAAGGGAGCGGCAGUGGCCUGGAGGCUCUGUGGUUCAGCCCCGACGGCGUCGGCGGCGCAGGGGAAUCGGUGCUGGCGGACUCCGUGUGCCAGCUCCUCUGCUCGGUGGCGGCGGCUUGCAGGGUCCCUGCUCCUCCGUGUGUGUGUCUCGGCGACCUCGUCCCGCGGGCCUGUCGGGCGGCGGCGCGGGCGAUGGACCUCUUCUGCUCUCAGCGCCGGCCGUCGGCGGAGUUCACGGGACGCGUGGAAGAGUCGCUGAGGGAGUUGACGGGGCUGCUGCUGCACGGUGAUCAGCCCAGCGAGGCUGCAGAGACGCUGGUGACGUGUCUGGUCACACUGGGGAGCAGCAACAUGUCAAGGUCCUUCCUCAUUGGUCACAUCCUCUCUCAGCUCAGCGCUGUGGCCGAUCAGCUGUGGCAGGUCUUCCAGGAAGUUACCGAUGAGUCACGUAGUCCUGACGCUCUCCAGGGGUUGGACAAGUUUCCUCUGGACCGGUAUCGCAACUCUUGCCACCUCUUCCAGAUCCUGGAGGAGCUCCUGCGGACGUCCCCGGCGCCGCGCCGGGUGGAGGUGGGCCCGGAGGAGUCAGGCUUCCUGACCCAACUGGAGCAGCGCGUCUUCCCGCUGUCGGACGAGUUCCCCUUGUUUUCCAUCUUUAUGUGGAGGAUAGGAGGCCUCCUCACAUCCUCGGACAGAUAGAUGGACAAGAGGAGCGGCCCGGCCAUGUUCCGAAGGUUUGGUGAACAAAUAAAGGUGUAAGAUUAUUUUGUACAUAAAUAGUUACUGAGCACUUAAACACAUCAUCUGCAUAUUUACUUCUUAUCUACUGUAAGUCGAGUUAUUUCAGGCUGAGACCAGAGACUUUAUACAAAGAUGGACGACGCGUCUCUUCUUCCUCCCGCUAAAAUAUCUCUAUAUCUAGUAGGAGUUUGAUAAUAGUUAGCCACCUUUUUAAAAAAUAAAAAAAAAGGAAUCAGUCACUGGUCAGUAGAUCAGCUCACGGAUUCUCGUGCUGAGUCGUGAUGGUAAGAGGUGAGAGGGACAACCUCAGAGAACCUCCACUAAUUUUUGAAAUACACAGUUCAGUCUUUCAACCAAUGUAUUCAGACAAUUUUUAAUUUGUUAUGUCACCAAUCCCCCCUAGGUCGUCUGCCCCCCCCCCCCCAGUGCUACGCCCGCGUUCGCAGUCAUUGGGAUGUGACAUUAAAAAACUGCUGCUCGUUGUGAUCGUUCCAACAUCUUCAUCUGUUCUCUGAUCCGGGAUGUAGGACGCAGAAACCAGGGUGGGAGGAGGGAUGAUGAUUAGAUUUUAAAACAUUGGAAAUUGGUACGGAAACAACGGCAGCCCACUUCUGAAUGGAUUCCGUCUGCGUCGGUUUCCUUCUCAGCCUUUCAUCUUCCUAUGAUUCUCGCACCGAGUGCUUAUUCCGUGUCCGCAAUAACAGUGGCCCGGGCACGAGGGCGGCUAAACAAGUUUCCUGGUCUACGUCACGGCUCACGAGUCCCCGGCGGAGCUCGAUAGCCAUCGGAUCCUAUUGUGUCUGCUCCGGGGCCCCGUGGCCCCAUCGCUGUCUGUGAUCUCCUCAUCUUUCAUAUCCUGUCGAGAGCAGAGCAGCGAGGGAGAAAAUAAAAACCAACCGCUCAUAAAUACGUGCGCUGGUGGUUAAUGUGCCUCAGUGGAGACGUCUGUCUGCUGGGGGACGGCGGGACGGCGGCGUCAGCAGAGAACGCCAGCGACCGUCUGUGUGAGUGUGAACACGAAACACGGAAAAUAAUGUACGUUUUGUAAAAAAUAACGUGAUAACAAGAUGGCAGGUGCUUACAAUCGCCGUCCUGUGGAAAUUCACUCUUGUUGACAUGUUUAUUUCCAGUGAACCAAAGACGGUGUCAAGCAAACGGACUCCGACACUUUCACUGGGGAUUUAACUGUAAAUGUUGAUGCAGUUAAAGAAGCGGAUUUAGGAUUUUUUCUCAUUUUAUUUUUAUCACUUUUCUUAAAGGGGCAGCAAGAGUUUUUAAAGCAACACACGCUUCGUGAUAAUCAACGAAUAUUUCCUCACCGUCCGUUAUCUGUCGGUUCUGUGCGCACCGAAGAGGAUCUGUGUUUUCGUCUCAGCCCAGUCUCUUCUGCACGAAGCAGAAAGUCUCUGACAGAUUAACAGUGUUUGGUUUUGUUCUUUUCAUGAGAUUGGUUGAGGUUAAAUUAAAAAGUAAAGUAAAAUACCACCAACCACAUCGUUAGCAACACGCUGAUAAAACUCAUUCUUUACUGGUCGAAAUGUAUUUCCUUUCGAGAAGUUUUAGCGGAUAUAAAAAAACUAAACGUGUGCUCAGGAUUGCAUCGGGCCACUUGACCAUGAAAUACUGUAGCCAUAAUGAAAAGGUUGGAAUAAGGUGGGAGAACAAAUCACAGAGGCGGUGAAGAGGCUCAGUUUGCGAAGCCUGCGAGCAGAUAAUGCCUCACUCAGGCUCACAGUAUCUUAACUGUAUCCACGCUCUCCCGACAGGAGCGGCAGAUUUAUGAGCCCUGUGACUCCCUAAAUCAACAAAACCUUGAUUUGAUUUGAUAAUUAAUUUUCCACAUGUUCAGCGGCUCAUGUUACAGAUCAAAAAGAUUAUUUCGAGUCCCGUGUCGUCGAGGUCGACGUGGUCCGUCAAGGGUUAGAUUGGGAUCAGUGGGAGGUCAUGCGAGGUCUUCGGGGGAUCGGAAGAGGAAACGACUGCCGAAUAAAUUCCACUUCUUCUCCUUCUUGUGGUGGAAAAGCCGAUGCAGAGAUAUCUGGUUCGUUACACAGGUCAACAAGUGGUCAGUGCAUGUCCCCCAAAAGAAACUGUCUAUCCCAGUCAGGGUGACAUAGUUAACUCACAAUAAUGUCGUCAUCAAACAGACGCCGUUUGGCUAACCAUCGACUGGUUCGUUACACAGGUCAACAAGUGGUCAGUGCAUGGUGUCCCAAACAAACCUUGGCUCCUCGGGGCGUUUCGACCUCAGUCUGCGAUGCUCUGGGAGGUCGAUGGCCUUGUUUGACGGACAUUUUUUUUUGUCAUAAAGUUUUGAUAACGACAUCUUAGGAAUCAUUGACAUGAUGGACGGGCUCUAAUUUAAAUAACAUGUCGCUACGAAUAUUUAAAGCUAAACCCAAAUGAGAUCUGAUGAGGGAUUAAAUGUGUGAUUUCUACACCGGUUGUUGAUCCUCAGCCUUAGGAACAUUGCUGCUGCAGUCAAAAUACCGGGCUGUUUUCACGGCACGUCAGGUUAUUUGAAAAAUGAAAAACGUCUCGAUCCGUCUCCGGCCCGGUCGCGUGCCGGUGGGUUUCCUCUGUGAAGUCGGGCUGGUGAAUGUCAUCUGCUUUGCCAAGCUGUAAAUCAACGACGACUUCUGCUCAUUCGUCUUCAUUUCCCCGGGUUCCUGCGUCUCGGGGGAGGUGAGGGCGUUCGGCCGACCCAUCACGAGUCAGCGGAAACACCCAGAGGAGGAGAACAUGGUGUCUAUCAAUCUCAAUAACAGGACGAGAGCAGUUGUCUGUAUCUCACCGGGCUGCAGGCAGGACGGAGAAUCAGUGACACCGGUUUGUCAUUGUGUGAACUAUAGUGACGGGAGAAAAUGUAUUUUCACCCUCGAUGCACUUGGCUGUGGUCUGAGCCCAUCGCCGCCCUGUUGGCCUUACAUUUCAUAUUGAUUUGAACAUUUCAUGGCUCACUUUUAAAUGCCUUUCCACCAAAAUACCUCUCAGGAGUUAUUGACCUGCUCUGUUCCCCUCUCGAGUCCCGCUGGUUCCUCCCAGGUCUGUUGAAGCCUCCACAUUGUGGAACUCACUGCGCAUCGAACUUCAGCUACAUUUGACUUCAGACUUUUCUUCCUGUGAAAGCUUCUGUUCACGCCGACUCGUCCUGUUGAUUUAUUUAUAGGAUUUUCUCUAUUCUGUCUGUCUGGUGUUAUUUCUUCCUUAGAAAGUGCUUUAUAAAUAAAGUGUAUAAUUUUUAUUAUUGUUUUGUGAUCAGCGUAAACAGUCACAUUGUCCAGAAAGUCCAGAAAAGAGUAACUACGGCCUUUAUUCUCUGAAUGACCAGCAGAGGGCGACUCCACUGGUUCUUUCUAUAGAGGUCUACUUAUCACUAGAUUUAUAACGGGAGUACAACAUUUAUUUAUGAGUUUAUGGUUCAAUCUAAUAGAUGAUAAAGCACCGUAGCGUGGAUACAGCGCGAUCGACAACUAGUGACGUCCAAUCGGUACAUGAUUGCAGGUGUGGGUGGCCACGUGGUGGACGACAUCUCAGUCAGACCACACCCCGUAUCAUCACCCUGGAGGCUCCACAAUGGCAGCUCACAAACCAACUUGAUCUGCACUGAACAUUAACACUAACUCAAGUCAGAUUAAAUAUUCCAAACAUUAAUCACUGUUUUUUUCCAUGUUAAACCAUAGUGUCAAAGUAGGAGAAAGAGCAACUAAAAUGUCUCAGGCUUUUUGCCGCAGUCUGCUUUCCAUGUGGGAAUCCUCCAGGCCAGUAAAUGGAUGAUUUUAUCUUUGCUUCAGACUAAUUUGACAGCCAGCGUCUGUCCUCCAGGGUUUCCCCUCCAGCAGCUGAUGCUCGAAGCUGCUGCUCAUUAAUGACAUUCAUUUGUUAAAAAACACAGCGGUAAGGGAUGCACCUUGUGAAUAACACGUCCAACAGGGAACUGUGCCUUGGAUGCCAUUCGCACCACAGCGACUGAGGUCCAUGUUAGAGGAAAACCUUCCCCACAUGGCAAACUCUACCUUCGCUGUCUGACUCCACUCGGCAUCCAAACCUAAUUUAGACUCUGACGAACACCAGCUUCUUCCAUCAAGUGGAUGAAAUAGAUCACAUAUCCAGGGCUAAUACAAAGGUAUUUAAAUUAUUUAUAUGAUGCUAAUGUUAUUGAUCAGGUGGCGAGUGUUUUUCCACCAUCAGGAGUAUGGUCUUCUCUUUUUGUCCUACCAACAGUCAAAUUCCAAAAGAUAUUGAGUUUUAAAUGAAAUGAUUCAGAGAAAAGCAGAAAAUCCUGUUAAAAAAUAUCUUUAACUCUUUCGAAAAAAGGCGUCCCUCAGGGCUCAAUCCUGGGGCCCUUUUUAAAACUCCUAAUAAACGCUGCGUCUUUACCAAUGUCUCCUUUUCAUUUGGCUUGAAUCAAGCACUUAAAUGAAUAUAUUCCAAAAUGUUUCAAAGGACAAAAUCAGCAGAAGUAACAUUCAGUCUUUUUAUUCACAUCCAUCGAUCAUCUUCAUCCCUUGAAAAAGAUGAAAUAUUAAACUGGAAUUUGAAUAACAAGCAUCAUUUUUUCAGCUUAGUAAAAAAGAAAAGUAAUUUUGGUGCGUACAUCAAAUUUGUUAAGUUUUCCUUGUCAUCAUCAUUAAAGGAUUGUUUUAAUUGUUAUAAUUAUAAUUGAAUUACUUUUCUCUUUUUUUACCUGUGCCGUCUACAGUAUAUCUGCAUGAUGUUGCAUUGUGGAGUUUUAACACCAAGAAAAUAUAACUGAACUUGCUUUGUGAUCUGAUAACAUGAACAUUGUUAUUAACUACAUAUAUAUAUAUGCAGUUAAUAACAUUGUAUGCAGUAGAAAGGUAACUAGUAAAGAGGGAGCUCUGUGUUCGACUCUCGAACAGAGAGCAGAUCCAUAUCCAUCAAUAAAUGACCUCAACGCAGAGCAGGAUUCGUCUCUGGCUCUGAUUCAAUUCAUCGAGGGUAAAUCCGCCUUGACUUUACACAUCGAACCCUUUGGGGAUUUCUUACUAUGCCGUGGGAGCAAAGCGAACAGUGAGGACUCGUGUUACUGGUUUGUUUGAUCUGACUUCUGUCAGACUCUUAAUUCACUCCAGUGAAAUGUUCAUUGCAGAUUGUCAGACGCACUCUCGCAGCUACAGAAUCUCUCGUCUGUCCAGAUUGUGUCUGAUUGUCUUUGCUCAGUGUGUUUCACUUGGAGUCGACGCUUCUUUAUGUCUGUAUGUGUUGUCUAUUGAUCGUGUUUCGUCUGAUGGGGCGACAGCAACAAGCUGCAGCUCAGUGGUUCAGGAAAAUAAGAAAUAUCAUCAUUUUAAAAAUCCUGACCACCAGGAAACACGACAAUGGGUUUCUGUCGACGGUGUUCUUCACACGGACGUCUCGCUGCCUUAUCGUUCGCAGAAAGAGAAUUGGAUCAGUCCCUAAUAUAAAAAUGAACACAAUGAAUUGAUUCAAAAAUUGAACACUUUGGCUUCAACCAAAGACGUUUUUAUAUAUUCUGGAAUUAUUGCGUCAAACACAUUCAAGAUUUUUAAGGCUGAUGGCAAUUUCAAUAUUUGAGGGUUUAAAAAAGAAUGAUAUCAGCUGAUGUUUUUUUUAAAUAUACAAAUUACAUUCAGAGAUACUGAUGCCUUACAUGGAUGAGGAAUCAGCUUUCAAAUUAAUUUGUCUCAAAAAUCCAGGAUUAAUUAGUUUUACAGCUCCUCUGACAAAAAGAAAAUGUUCAGAGCAGGAAGAAGCGGCGUCAGUUGCAGUUUUUAUUGAAGGAUAAAUCUGAUCCAUGAUUCCUAAAAUGUUGUUAUCAACCUCUUAUGAUGAAGAAAUGUAAUUGGUGCUUGAUAUUUUACAGUCAAACCAUAAACUUUUAUGAAAACCUAUUAUUUUAAAAAUAAACACAGCUACAACUGAAUAUGUAGAACUUGAAUUAAGAAAAUAAACUUCAUUUAAAAAAGAAUCUGCCAACGUAAACUCUGAUGCCAAUAUGUCUGAGAAUUCCAGAGAUUUCUGUCGGCCAAUCGAUGGACGCUCCAGCAGAAAUGUCUGAAUUCCUUUAAAUGCAGUUGUCUGCCUCCGACCUCGGCCGUCUGACCACUCACGGCUCAUAAAUACAGGAGCAGAAUAUAAAUGUAGUUCAAGUCGUCACGGUGACAUUUGGGAAGAUCAUGUGUCAACCUGUCAGAGAGUCUUAAGAGACGCUGGAGGGACUUGUAUUAAUGUCAGAUGUCUCGUCUGACUUAUUGACCCUCGGUCAUUAAGCUUUGCCCUUGUUGUGAUAUUGAGCAGCUGCAGAGGCGUCUCGAAAAACUUGUCAAACUUUGGUCAGGUUUUUUUUUUUAUCAGUCAGGAUGAUGUCUGGAGUCGUAACACGUUUCUGCCUCAUGUUUCAUAUUCAUGUCGCCAUGUGCCCGGUCCGAUCUGCCUCCAUCCAACGCACCAAAGAGUGAGACGCUCAGUCCAUGAAACACAUCUUUGAUUCCAUUGACACAAGUAACACAUUUUGCUCAUAAACUCGUGACCCUGAAACUAAUGAAAUGUGGCUUCAGCUCCACUCGUCCUGGUUCCUCUACAUGGACAGUAACUACAGUUACGACCUCAUACAAUAUUACCAACUGGAACAUCGCUCGGCAGAUCGCAGGCCUCCGACAUCUAAAGCGGCUACAUCUGGACCUUUGUCCGGAUCCACGCCAACAUUUCAAUGGGUUCUUUUGUCUUUUUGUUCUUUUUUUUCAUGGAAAUCCAUUAGAUAGUUCUCGCGGGGUGAAAAUAUAACUUCCUUGGGUUUUUCCCCUUGAGGUUAUUAAAUGUUGCCACGAAGACGGGAUUUACACUAUUAAUCAGAACUUUCUUGCCACUAACCAAACAUUUUUGGGGCAGGUAAAGAUUGUUGUCAACACGAUGAAAUCCGAGAACAGUUAAAACGUCCGACUCAUUAAACUCACUUCAAACAUUCACUAAAACCAAAUGACCGACCUGAGCGUCCGAGCGUGAACCCGUCGUCUCUACAGCAGUGAAGUACGAACCACCUGCAGGAUUCAGGAGACGGGGACUCGUCUGACCGUCCCGGGCUCGGAGGCCGCUCCUCAGCCGACUUUGCAAUCAAACUAUAGCUUGAGGGGAAAAGGAAUAAAUAAUGUCUAAUUAAAUGUUUUGCAUGCCAUUAGUAUUCUCUCACAUUGUCUGCAGUGACCCUGGAGGCUCGCGGAGCAACAAGUGUUCACAGACACAUGAAAUUUAACUUUGAGAACAAAAAACAUUAUAUUUGUUUGUUGAAAAAUGUUAAUUAUCAUCAAGGGAAACUUUUUUCGGGUCUUAUGGAUUAACUGUUGAAUUGCUUCGUGUUAUACAACGGGGGAGUAACGUUCACAACAAUCACAGUUUGAAUGUUUUCGGAAAACAAGAAAUCCAAACUGCUUCUGUAGUUAAAGUCUGUUUGUAAAGUAAUACAGAUGCAACGGACCGAACCUACACAUGAAGAGUACAUUUACAAACGUUGAUCAAAAUUAAUAUUCUCUCAAAAAAUCAAUCAAGGUUUUUUUCUUGUAGCACUGAUGCUCUCGUUCAACACGGGUUUGAAAAUGAAUGAGCAAGUUCAUCGUACGUGCGAAUCGCAGCAGAACACUGUCCGUCUUUGGCCCUUUCAGAGCUUUGGGUACAUGAGAAGCGCUUUAUAAAUCAAAUCUAUUAUUAUUAUUAUUGUGGGCGUGGUCAUCGAGAGCCACAGGCUGAGACGACGGUGGAGAGUCUUCCAGUUCCACUAACAACGUGUGGUCCUUAGCUGAAGUUGCUCGGGGAGAAACGCAGAGCAACUCUAUAAAAUUUGUGUCCCGUGCAGUUUUUAAGUGUAGAACCUGUAAGAAAACAAAAUAAAAACUGUUCCAGCAUAAGAAAGAAA
This is a messenger RNA of Scophthalmus maximus (turbot), 9349 nucleotides long. RefSeq names its product meiosis-specific, MEI4 homolog (S. cerevisiae) (gene mei4). Gene Ontology annotation, cellular component: lateral element. The record is from RefSeq and is a predicted model, not a curated record. Gene Ontology annotation, biological process: DNA recombination; spermatogenesis; homologous chromosome pairing at meiosis. Bases 127 to 1416 code for a protein of 429 amino acids. Lineage: Eukaryota; Metazoa; Chordata; Actinopteri; Pleuronectiformes; Scophthalmidae. The transcript is spliced from 5 exons.